This is a messenger RNA of Rodentolepis nana, 4986 nucleotides long. The record is from the annotation of a GenBank genome assembly. Lineage: Eukaryota; Metazoa; Platyhelminthes; Cestoda; Cyclophyllidea; Hymenolepididae.
AUGUCCUUAACCAGACUAUUAGUUUACAAGUUACACGCGAAAUCAACCGUCGCUAAAUAUCCCUCUAAUGAGGCUAUCGUACAUUAUUUUGCGAAAUUUGGAAUAAUCAGGAGUCUUAUCUUCUCAAAUUCCAUCGAAGGUCUGGUCGAAUUCGAAACAGUUGAUGCUGUUAACACGAUUAUGUCAAGUGGUCAACAUUCUAUUAAUGAGUAUGAAGUUGUAAUCAACAGCAUUCCAGUGAAUAUUUCCUCUAGAACUGAACAGGAAUUCCAGUAUCUACGUUACGAAGUUUGUGAAGUCAAUCCUCCAAACGACGAAUUCUUGGAUCUGAAGCCUGAACUAAAAAAGGCACGCCUCAAGCUGUUUAGCAAGCCACAUAGAAUUGGUCUUCUUGGAUUUAAUAUCAAUAAAGAAGCACAAGUAGCCGCAAAGGUGAAGAUACCUGAGCACCAAGGGUGGAGCGUGAAAUUGUCAGUAGUGGAUGAGAAGGAAUACUCAACCUUUACUGAUAUAUUCAAAAUUACACUUGGGCACAAGAUGCAAUAUGUGCAGUAUGAAAUGUUAAGAAAUGAGGAGGCUGAAGAAAUUGCCUUGUCCGAACUUUUAUGGAAGUUUUUUCAGAAAGAGGAUGUUGUUUACGUUCAUCCACAUACUUCUUCUCUCUGUGGUAUUAUCGUUCUACCUACAAAAGAGACUGCCGAACAGUAUAGAGCCAAGUCUGGAAGCAAAGUAGGUGGUUGGAAAAUUGAUCUCCAUCAUGCGGAGUCAGCUUUGAUCAGAGUAACUCCAGAGACUGAGAAAAGGGUUGAAAUUUCCUGUGCUGAAGCAGAUACACAGCAUUCCCAAACUAAGGAUUGGACAAUCAUGUCAAUUAGCAGAUUAAUUGUUUACAAGAUGACCAGUGAAUCACCCAAUGCUAAAAUUCCUUCGAAAGAGGCCAUUGCGGAUUACUUUAAAGUUUUUGGAGAGAUUAAACGAAUAAUCUCCACAAAUACCAGCCAAGGUCUAAUUGAAUUCGAAACCACUGAAUCUGUAAGGAAAGUUAUGUUACAACCGAAACAUGAGAUCAAAGAUUUCACUAUUGGUAUUGAAAGUAUUCCGGUGCAUUCGCGUUUCAAAAGCCCCAAGUUUGCUGAACUCUUCAACACAACUCUUGGAGACUAUAUGAGAUACGUGAAAUAUAAAAUUUCAAAAGUUGAAACAGCCGAUGGGCAGAAGGACAUUCUAUGGACAUUUCUUCGAGAGGAGGAUGUUAUUUACAUUUAUCCAAAUUCUUGUUCACCCUAUGGCACUAUUGUUGUUGCAAAUGAAAGGAUUGCUGAAAAAUUCAAAUCCAUGUCCGGAAGCGUGAAGAAAGGAUGGCGGAUUGACCUACUUCUCAUUAAUCCAGUUACAGUUGGUGACCCUCCGGAAACCAAGACAAGUCAAUCACAAACUCCUGAAAAGCCCUCUCCUGAAAAAAGUGUAAAGCGUAAUGAUGACCCCCGUGGAAUGAAUCGUCUUAAACUAACACAGUCUCGAAGUUCCAGGAGUGAAACGGAUGCCAAACGAAUAGAAAAUGUUGAAUCGCCACCUGAUGAAAUGUCCUCAAAAAGCCGAGAUAAAUUCGUUCCCAAAUUGGCUUCUGAUCGUGUUGAGAAGAAUGUGUUGCAUCCGGAGAGAAGUGAACAACAAUUUGGCAAAUCUUCACUAGAGGAGAGUGGAAUUGCGGAGGAACAUAUGGAGCAACAAAAUGACAGUGAACAUCUUGAACACGAGAAACGUCUUGAUGAGGAAAUUGAAAAUGUUGGUGAGAAUCUUCACCACCAUGAAGAUUAUGAGCAACAGCAAAUGGACAGAUCUUCUGACGAAGCUGCUAUUACAACUUUGCGAAUGUUUGGUCAAAUUAAUCGAAAAAAUGCAAUUAUUGAAUUGUAUGAAAAGAUGGAAACGGAGGAUAUUCCUGAGGGCAUUGAAGGUGAUGAAACUCAGCAAAGUGAAAAUGCUUUCUCGGAAGACAUUGAAAGUGCGGAGGAACAUAUGGAGCAACAAAACGACGGUGAACACCUUGAACACGAGAAACGCCUUGAAGAGGAAAUUGAAAAUGUUGGUGAGAAUCUUCAGUACCACGAAGAUUAUGAGCAACAGCAACUGGACAGAUCUUCUGACGAAGCUGCUAUUACAACUUUGCGAAUGUUUGGUCAAAUUAAUCGAAAAAAUGCAAUUAUUGAAUUGUAUGAAAAGAUGGAAACGGAGGAUAUUCCUGAGGGCAUUGAAGGUGAUGAAACUCAGCAAAGUGAAAAUGCUUUCUCGGAAGACAUUGAAAGGUACGCUUAUCGGCAUCUGGAUAACAGUAAUGAAAUACAUCAAGUUGAAAGUUUUUCCGAUGGACAAGCUAAUAAUGAUGAAAAUUAUCAAGAUAUUGAGAAUAUCACGUCGCCUCUCUCUUUUCCUUCCUCUAAACCCUCUUCGCAAGUAUCAGAUAAAGAGAUAGAAAUGGAAGAUAAUCCUGUAAGAGUUCGAUUCACUUUCCUGGACACAAUAAUCCCUGAUAUUCUGGCGAUCGAACGACACUUUCGACAGUUUGGCGAUAUUAUCUCAGUAUAUCUACACAAUUUAUUGGCCGAAGGAAAUGUUGUGUUUCGUUGGCGCCAUGAUGCGAUAAAAGCGAUUGCUAAUUCUUUACGUGUGAUUGAUAACUGUAGAUUUGACUUCUUUUCGAAGAUUUCAGACGAGGAGAUAGUUAAAAGCUAUGCAGUGGGAUUUCAAUUUCCGGGUAAAAUUGUCUUCAAUAUUGAAGCCAUAGCCAAGAACUUCGAAAGAUUCGGACAACUUCAGAGAAUUGUUCAGAAUCCAUGGACUGGGAAAGGAUUUGCUGUUUUUUCUCAGAUACAGAGCUCUCUAUUGGCUCAUCUUGAGCCUUAUCAUGCUGCUGAAGAUAGUCAAAUGGGAAUUUUUCAACUUCGAGAUGGUGACAUCGAAAAUGACAUAUUCUCAGUCGAUCUCUCCACUGACAGUGAACUCGGUCAAUUAAUGAGGAGGUAUAAAAUGUACAGAGUUGAUUUCCGAGUUUCCGGCUCCGUUCCUGAAUUUACGGCUAUUUGCGAAUGGCUCUGUCGAAGAAGCACACCUUACCAGUUGGAAAUUGCGUACGAUUUAAUGAAAGGAAGUGUGAAAUUUUGGAACUUUGCAUCUGCAGAAGCAUUCAAAUCAAAGACGUUUGAAAUCGGCGACGCAAUCUUUCAGUGUGGAGGUGGAAUUUACACAGAAACGGGACACGUUGAAGAUGCUUCAAAAGAUGACAAUGCCGUUUCCUUGACGAACUCGGUUGCCAUUGCAAAGCCGAUUGAGUCUUUAGGACCUCCUUCUAUUAAAACAAGACCCUCCGGUUAUAGAUACAGAUUGGUACGCAUUACCCCUAUUUUUAACCCGGAACCCGAAAUGAUGUUAACAGUAAAGUUGAAUUUAACGGACGAUAUUGCCGAAGACGCCGGACCAGAGGAAACAAAAUCUUCGCCUUCUCCUACCAGUAGUGAUUUUUCCCCAUCUAAAGAUGAUACCAUAUCAAGUGCGAUGAAGUUUUUAAAUUCACUACCUCGUAAAUCAAGUGUGGAAAUUGAUGAUUCUUCUACAUCAAAUGCACUCAGAAGUUCCUUAUCGAAUGGGUGUGGUGGUUCAAAAGAUGUGUCACAACAAAAUUCAGAUUCAGAGACAAGUCAGCCAAUCUUGGAAAGUUCUGUCCCAUGUCCAAGACCUAAAGGACAACGCCGUGUAACAUUCUCGGAUGAAAUUUCAUACCGUUCAAUGACUUCUUCCAGUUCGAAUUCUUCUGAAGUAGAACCUAAUAGUUCUGAGUGUGAAAAGUUGAGCCAGGCAGCCGUAAAACAGCCGGGAACUGACCUCGAAGAUACUGAAAGCGAUCAGCAGGAUGUUUCAUGCGAUUUAACGAGUAUUUCACCGUCAAAAGAACUUCAAAAACCAGCUUCUCCGUCGGAAGGCAAUGAAGCCGGGGAAGAAAUUGCAUGGACCAAUGAAUGGAAAUGCAUUUUUCUACGAAUGACAAACUUAAACGAGGUCGUUGAAUUCCCAACGGAGGUUGAAAUAAGGACCUACUUCGAGCAGUAUGGUACCGUUACAGAUAUUCUUGUUCAAGCAGUGGCUGGUGAAAUUUAUGUUAUGUUUUCAAGAGGAUCGGAAGCUAAAUCGGCCUUAUCUUCUAAAACUCACUGCUUGAAGGGCUGCAAUUUUAGGAGCCAUCCAACUCGUAAAUUCCCAUGUGAAAUCAAAGAACCUUCAACUGCAGUGUCAGAGACUGAGUCUUCACUGAAGCCAUCGCAGUCAUCGUUAUCCCAAUCACCCUCAAUUCAAUCUCCGCAACAAUCGCAAAACGGGGCCACAGUAACUCAAACGACUUCAGAUUCAUCUUUUUCAAGGCGAAUGUUAAUUUCGCCGCUCCGACCUCUAUACACCCUUCGAUCAACUCAAGUUAUCUAUGAUCACUUUCAACAAUUUGCCAAGAGUAUUCAUGUCACCCGCUCUGCAAAACCACCCAAGGUGGAAGCAAAGGGCAUAACUAUGAAAGCUGGUGACUUGGAAGAAUUCGAUCCCGAAAAAUGCAUUAAAGUCUUCAUUCCCAGAUGCACAACUUUAAGCAUGCCAAAACUGGCUAAAAGUCUUGCCAGAUUUGGCAGGGUCAAAUUCGCAAAACAGCCGCUCGAAUCACCAAUACUGUUUGUGGCUCAUAUUGAACCAGAAGAGCAGAUGAAUGACGAUGAGGCAAAAGAUGAACGAUAUUGGCUUUCGAACUUUGACUCCCUUCUACAGCACACAGAAGACUGCCUUAACUUAGAGAUGGCAUAUAUGCAUGUACAAAUUGAUACACGAAACCUUCAUGACGAAAGUGACUGGAGUCCACUGCAAUUGAAUAUAAAUCGGGCGCUUCGUCUUUGCUCUCUUUCCUUAUUCAAUGAUCCUCCGCUUUUCAUGAAUGAGAAUAAUAUCUUCUAA